AUGAAUACUACCUCAACUUCAGAAAGUGGAUCAUAUUCCACAAACCACACAAGACCCUUUUUUUAUGCACAGCCAACAGCACAACAGCCUUUUCCAAAUCCAUGGUACCUCAGUCAUGCAUAUAGUCCUUACUGUGUACCUGCUCCAGGCUUUCGAAGUGGAAAUCCAUAUUUUCCAUUUUAUUCUGUUGCGCUCCAUGAGUACCCUGGAUAUUUUGUUCCACAGCAGCCAAUUCAUGCCAGAAUUAAUAGAAGGCCUUAUUUUAAUGCUCCCUCACCUUCCCCUAUGUUUUAUCAUGCAACAAGAUUUAGACACUAUAGUACCUCUGGGAAAAAAAUGGAGACAAAAGAAACACAGACUGAUCCUAGACAGCCUGAAAACAAGCAAAAAAAGCAUCAAGAUACCCCUACAGAAACGAAAGGUUGUGAUGCAGGAAAUAUGGCCUGUGUUUCUUCUGGUAUAGGUACAGAGACUGAAAGUACUUCAGAGAAACAAGAUUCAUCUGGAUCUUCCAUUGUCGUAGACAGAGAGUUUCAUAACAAGAGCCCUUCCAGCUCUACACAGUAUAGAAAUCUUCCUAGUGGAAGCUAUGCCUUUGAGAAGGAAGAAGUGAGGAUAGAAUAUGGAAGUGGCUCUCCAGCUAUUCAACUGUGGAAGUCCUUUAAGGAAACUAUCCCUUUGUAUGAUGUGGCAACUGGUAAACCAGUCCCAGAAAACAUAGUGCAGCGUGACUUAUUUUCUGUUAGCUCAUGUGAAGGAAUGAUAUAUAGCCCUCAUGAAGGGGAGAAAAUAGUGCCAGGAGCUUACUUAGAUGAGAGAAAAGUUGUUCUCCCCUCAAAACAGGGUAUUGAAACUGUGCAAAAAAAAGAGGUCCAAGAUAAUGAAAUGAAGCUGGAUGCAGAAAAGCAGGUGAAUACAAGUCAAUGGGCAAAAACCCCACCAGGUGAAACUGUGGCAGUGCAAAUCACAGAGUUGGCGAGAUCUGUUAGCAUAGAUCAACCAGUGGUAAGACAGGAUGUGAUAGUAGCCAAGAAAUCUAGCUCUAAAAAAUCCACAGGCUCGAAAACCUCUCAAGAAGAGCCCAACUUUAUUCAACAAGCAGGACUACUUCCAUCUAGUAUGGAGGUAAUGAGUGACUUGAGUUUUCAGCAGAAAAAGAUGAAUCUAAGCCACAGUGUGACAAAUGAAAGUCAAACAGAUAAAAGUAUUUGGUGUGAAGAAUCAAUUGAGAAGUAUGUUCCCUCUAACAGUUGGCUGACUUGUCUGGACAGUAUGGACACAAACUACAACUACGAUGUAUGUUUGCCACAAAGGAAACGUCAAAGCAUACUCAGUCUUUCUUCUGAUGACAUGUCCUCUAGAGAGGAAGGCUCAUCAAUUGAUAAUGCCCCAGUGUCUUAUUUUGUCCCUGACUAUGUGCUUCAGAAAAGCAUGUAUACUUUCCAGAAAAGUACAGAGGGCCUAGAGAGAGAGAAAAUUAAAAGUGGUGGGUCCCUUAAUGAAGAUGAAGUGAUAGGAAGGGAGCAGGUGAAUGGCUUGAAUGACCAAGAUGUCAAAAACUCUUCAACCAUGAAGAUUAAAGAGGCUUCCAGUAAAGGUAGAAAGGUGGGAGCCAUUCAUAGAUCUUCUAGUUGGAAAAAAAUCAAUUCUCUCAAGAAAAAAGCAGUUAAGAGUCUGUUAGAAGUUGAGGACUCUGAAGACUACUCUGUGAGGGGAGAAGAGGAGGAUGAAGAUGGAGAGGAGGAGGAGGAUGAGGAUGAUGAUGACAUGGAUGAAAUUGAAUAUUUCUUUCAAGAAGCCACUCCAUAUGGAAUCUUGAGGCCUAGUAAAGGAAGUUUCUACCAACUUGGCCAGAGAGUGCUUUGGAAACCACCUAAAAAUGCUAUACCAGCUCAAUUAAUUAGCUGGCCUGCUCAAGAGAAAAUAAAAACUAGGAGUGGGUUUGGUGAAAACAUUGGUGUAGUUUACAAGCCAAAGGAGACAGAACAAGAUGAAGUUGUAUACAGUGACUAUGGGUAUUAUGGACGAAAAAAGCCGACAGCAAGAAAAGGCCUUGAACACCAGCGAAUGCUACGGAAAUUCUUGGGAGGAAGGCUGUUAAGGGAGAACAUGGGGAUACCACCUGAAGAGUAUUGGAUUAGAAGUGGUGCUAAACCCAAAUAUACUGGCGAAAUACAUGGUAGUCUCUCACCCUCAGCCGAGAGCAAAGAACAAGGGUGCCCACCUUUGGUUAAACCAAAGAAGAAAAGAAUAGGCAAGCCACCUUCAAAACGCAGAGACACAAGAUGUGAGGUGGAAGAAGUGUGGGAGAUGCCUAAAAGCAGUGUACGCAAAGCCAUUAAACCUUUUUCUGGUGGAAGAGCCAGGAGCUUUGAAUUUGUUGAUGAUGAUGCUGACACAGGGAACUAUCAGGAGUCACCAGUAAAUCCCAUCACAGGAAGAUCUGCUAAAUAA
Messenger RNA from Phaethon lepturus (White-tailed tropicbird), 2454 nucleotides. RefSeq lists its product as uncharacterized. Bases 1 to 2454 code for a protein of 817 amino acids. Lineage: Eukaryota; Metazoa; Chordata; Aves; Phaethontiformes; Phaethontidae. The record is from RefSeq and is a predicted model, not a curated record. The transcript is spliced from 5 exons.